This is a messenger RNA of Penicillium cinerascens, 618 nucleotides long. RefSeq names its product putative C2H2 finger domain protein. The transcript is spliced from 3 exons. The record is from RefSeq and is a predicted model, not a curated record. Bases 1 to 618 code for a protein of 205 amino acids. Lineage: Eukaryota; Fungi; Ascomycota; Eurotiomycetes; Eurotiales; Aspergillaceae.
AUGGCGCCGCGAGGCUUCACUAAUCCUGCUCCCAAGACCGAGUCGGCGCGGUCCGCACUCAGCGCCUUUACAUGCACGCUCUGCAAUAAAUCAUAUUCGCGACACCCGGAAUACGAGGCACAUAUCUCUUCCUAUGACCACCAACACCGGAAACGUCUCCAGGACCUCAAACAGCUCUCACGCGAUCCAAAUGCCGCGGAGAAGGCCCGCCGCGCUGAGCGCAAAGCCGAUGCGGAGGCCGGGUUGAAGGUCAUUGAUGCACCUGUCAUUAGCUCGAACCCAAGUGGAGGAAGUGCUGGUGGGAAGAGUGGGGGAGGAUUCAAAAAGGGCGGCUUCAAGAGCUCUUUCGCAUCUGUCAAAGGCCCGGCGGCACCCGUGAAGAAGAACGUAUUAGGCGGCGAUGACGCCGACGACGACGAAGAGGAUCACGCUGCCGCCAAAGACCAACCGAGCACGGCUUCGAAGCCUGUACCCGAAGAAGUGCGAGACGAUGCUGAAAGUGAUACAGACGAAGAGUAUGGGCGGGAUCAGGACGGGGCCGGAUACUACGAUCCUCGACGGCCAACGGGCUGUUUUGCGGGAUGUGCUGGUCUUGGGGGAAUCCAGGCUUCCACAUAA